Molecule: messenger RNA, 568 nt
Organism: Erythranthe guttata (spotted monkey flower)
Lineage: Eukaryota; Viridiplantae; Streptophyta; Magnoliopsida; Lamiales; Phrymaceae
Source: RefSeq, a predicted model, not a curated record
UUCUUCAACAAUCAAUUACCAAAAAGAAAAAAACCCUCACUAAAAUGGAUCAAAUAAAGAGCCAAAAGAAGAGUGUGAAGAGAAAGAACAACAACUCUCUCAAAGUGGUGUACAUCUCCAGCCCGAUGAAAGUUAAAACUAGCGCCUCGAAAUUCCGGUCGCUAGUGCAACAACUCACCGGUAAGAAUUCCGACAUAUCGCAGUACAUGGAGGAGAGCAACAAUAUCAACAAUGAAGUAUUUAGAGAUUUCUGCGAAAUUGAUCGGUCUUUGGCGAACGACAACGAUCGAAUGUUCUCGUCGAUUUCUCCGUCGGACGAAACCACAACUAGUUCGGAAUCUCUAUUGGGGCCUUUUGAAGAUGUGUUCACCUCUCAAAUGAAGGAGCAAUUCGAAGGGAUUUUUUCUUCGGAUUCGUUUUACGAUCCUUCUCAGAUAGAUUUGUUAGGAAGUUACGAAGAGUUAAUAUUGUGAUUUUUAAUCCAAAUUGUGCCUUUGUCAAUUUGGUUCUUACAUGUUUGUAUCAUAUUUUGUUUUAUAUAUAUAAGGAGAAUUUUUAGUAUGUACUA